Messenger RNA from Caenorhabditis elegans, 3757 nucleotides. RefSeq names its product C2 domain-containing protein (gene mks-6). Lineage: Eukaryota; Metazoa; Nematoda; Chromadorea; Rhabditida; Rhabditidae. The coding region runs from base 81 to 3689 and encodes 1202 amino acids. The transcript has 16 exons. The record is from RefSeq and is marked reviewed.
AGAGCGCGCGUUGCCAUAGCGACAAGGGAACCUUUCCGUGAAAGGGGGAUACAUUCUUGAAAAUUCAAUAUUCUCUAAGCAUGCGCAGAAAUUCAGUUUCCGUUGAAGAUGGAAUUGUUCGUCCCGAAACUGAGCAGACUCUAGCUUCACGAAAAAAUAAGCCAGAGAAGCUAUUUCUUCGAUCAGCAUCAGUUGGAUUGGCUCCAGGAGAUGGAGAACAAUCACCAUCACCAGGUCCUUUUACAAAAGAUGAAAAGGAUAAGAAACAGAAUAGAAGAGAAUCAAUAAAAGAACAUUUGAUGAAAUUUAAAGCAAAAGCUGGAAAGAUUCUCGAGGAAAAGCAAAGUGUGAAGCCGAUAAAUGAAGAAUCACAGAAUAGCAUGUCGUUUUUGUCGCAAACGUCUGAAGGUGAACAAAAAGAAGAACUUUCGGUUGGAGUUGUUGAUGAACAAGCCAGUGAAUCAUCAAUUCAGCAAGAAGCUCGAAAAGAAUCAAAAGAACAAUUGAGAAAUAGAAUUCGAAAAAGUGCUCAAAAAGCUGUGGAAAGAACACGUGGAAAUGUGCAAUUAAACAGAAGAUUAGCCAGAAGACCUACUGUAGUUAUGGAAGAACAUCUUGAUGAAAAUGAUUUAUUUGCAAUUGAUGAACAAGUUGAGAGAACAAUUAAAAUGGGCGAAAAGUAUUUAGUUGCAAAUGAAACAACUAAUGCUGCCGAACGAGAUAUUGAAGAAUUCUUCGAGACAAAACCCAAGGAAUCAGAUGAACAGAAAAAGGAAGAACCAAGAAAAGUGAUUUAUGGAAGAGUAGAAGAAGUUAAAUAUCAGCAUGAUUUAUUAGUUAAAUAUGUUCUUCGUGAUAGUAACAUUGUUGCUGGUGAAAUUGUCCCAAAAGAAGUUCGCAGACAGGCCACGAUAUUGCCAACUAGAGUAGAAUACAGUGAAGAUUCUGUUAGUUUGUACACUGCUCCAGAAGUUAUGGAUAAUGUUAUCAGUCAAACUAGAAAUCGAAGAUACGUACAACUAGACGUGUUCAUAGACUCCGUACAUUUCGAUCAUCAUUAUUUGUGGUCUGAUGAGGAAGUUACGGCUGCAGAAUUGAGAAAUGAAUUUAUGGUUCAAUUAUUAAGAGUUCAUGAAAUUGCACAACUCGAACGGCAUCAUCUUGACGUGGAUCGUCAGCCAAGAAUGAAAGAACAAGUUCGUAAAGGUCGUCUGGAAUUGGAACGACUUGGAGAUGUACUGAAUGAGACACGGAAAAGUCAAGGAUAUACUGCAACUACAGCAUUCUUUACUCCUGCUAAAAGUCCAUGGGAGAUCGAAGAUUGGGCAUCCUAUGGUUCUGUUAAUAAGUCUGCAAAACUAUCGCCAAUUGGAAAAAUACCAAAAACGUCAAGAGAACGAAUAGCGUUGAUGAGAAGAACGAAUGUUCAAAUGGUUCUUUAUUUUAAUGAUAUGGAAGUUAGCAGAACUGCAUGGAUUCCAUUGAGUUGUGAUGUGAUGACGGCUGUGAAACGAUUUGAAAUGGAAUUAUAUUCUCCAAUGAAAUCAUUGGAAUUAAUGGUUUUGGAACAAUGUAAUGGAAAAAUAAGAGUUUUAGGGAAAGGAAGAAUUCCAUUGCCAUCUGAAGAUGAUCUAGAAAUUGCACUUCAUGAGGUGGUUUUUGAAAAUGAUUCAUUUAUGAAACCAGUUGCCGGAAGUCUAGGUUCUGACUCACAAAGAAAAGAAACUGGAAGAAUUUUAUGCAGAGCAAUGCUUGAAGAUGGAGAAUUAAAAAUAGCUGAUGACAGAUUGUUGGCAGAAUCAAUGCAAGAACGACGAAAACAAACAUUUGAAUUAAUACCUUCUGAAUUAGUUCUAGGAAAUUUGAAUCAAGAAGAUGAUAAGAAACGACUAGAAGAACUCCGCGAGGAAGAUCGUGCUCAGAAGCGUUUUGCAUAUCGAAGUGCAAUUGAUUCUAGAAGAAUAUCUGCUCUUCAGUUCGCAAAUCUAGCAAGGAAACGAGUAAUGGACAGAAGACAAAGGAAAGAAAGAAAAUAUGAGGAAAUCGUGAGAGAAGAAUCAAUUCCAACACUUUCAGUCGCUUUUUCUCAACUCUUUGGACCUGCUGAUGUUUCUAGAAGAUUAAAGCCAAUGAGGAAAGACGAACGAGCUCGAGAAGAAGGAUGGGACAAUACAAUAAUCGUGAAUAUUCAAUCAGCAAUUAAUUUGCCUGUCAGAACUUCAGGACAAGUUCAACCAUUUGUAAUCGUCAGUUAUUCUGGAAAACGAAUAAAUACUGAUGUGGCAGUGGGUAGGCAUCCAAAUUGGCAGUUCACUGGAAAAUUAACCAUUUCAAAAGAGGAUAGAGAACAUGAAUUUAUUGAGAUUAAAGUCUAUGAUCAGCUCGUAGAAUCCAUUGACAAGGAUGAUCGAAUUCAUAACGUAGUUCAUGAACAAUUAACUGCAAGGCUACUGGGAACUCAAAGAAUUCGAUUUGAAACUCUUGCUGUUGUAUCAAAAAUCAGUUCACCAAUUAGAUUAAACAUUCCAUUGUAUAUUUCAAAUUAUAAAAUUUCGCCAGAAUCGAGUUUCCUAAAAGUUCUAUUCUCAACCCAAAUUGAUCCAAAAUCUCAAAUUGAAUAUACCAUGAGCACGUCCAGUUUUGAAACUGGAAAAACCCUGGAAAAAUGUUCUAAUUUGGAGAAACACGUUCGAGAACUCUUCCCAAAACGCAUAUCUCGCCCUCUUGUUACUGAUUUGAAUUCUCAUUCAACAGUCUGUACUAGAUAUUUGAGACCUAUUGCCCCACCACAGAUUGUUAUGCAGGAAAAUGCGUCUAACUUACCACUGAUUUGCCGACUCGCAGCAAAGAUUGUGUCAGGAAUGCCACGCGUCGAUUCCACAUCUCACUCGGAUAUUUGGGGAAAUGUGUUUCAAUUGACAAGUAUUGCAGUUGGAGGAAUUGAAGAAAGAUCAACAUUACUUGGAUGUUGGCUUCUUCAUUUUAGACUUCCAGUUGCUAUUGUUCUAGGUGAAGCUCGCGGUGAGAAAACAGGCUUCGUUCUUACCGAACUAGAAGGAAAACAAGUCUUAAUUGAUCCAGACGAUGGACAUAUUUAUCCGAUUCUUGAUUCAAAUUGUGCUCUCGAAAAGAUAUACGGAGCAUUUGAUAACAAGAACUACUAUGCAAAUGUUCAAUCAUAUGAUCAGACUCCACAGAUUUCUUUGAAUUUGGAUAAAUAUACAAAUUGGAAACCUCUUUUCAAUGUAAACGAAGAACCAUUAGAAAGUAUUCAAACUGCCACAGUUCGGUAUUCAAAACUUCCAGAAGAUUGGAUAGUUGAACUUCGAAUAUCUUUGGAACGUGAAAUUAAGAUUCGAUUCGACGAAUCCCGAAAACACGCUAUUCCUCAAUGGCAUUUGGUUGCUGCUCGACAACUCCGAGAGAUUCUGGAAAAUCCACGUGGAAUAACUGAAAGUUCAGUAGAAGAGCGAAUUGUGAGAUUAAAAGAAGGUUAUGAACUAACAGUAAUUAUAAUCCGUGUGAACUAUUCUUCAAUGGAAGAGUGUGUACAUGAAGUACUAUCAAAUAGACUUCAAGACACUCCGGAUCUAAAUUCUCAAUUUGCAAUUGCAGUUAAUGUUAUUGACUUUUUUGCUCAUGUUAUACAAAUCGAUAUUGCUCUGGCUGUUCUUAAACCAAAAAGGUAGAAUUUGAACUUAUAACUACAUAUAUACAUUUAAAAUUUGCAAAUUAAUAAAUUGUUUCCACUCAAAUU